This is a messenger RNA of Hydra vulgaris (swiftwater hydra), 9685 nucleotides long. RefSeq lists its product as uncharacterized. Gene Ontology annotation, biological process: detection of mechanical stimulus. The record is from RefSeq and is a predicted model, not a curated record. Gene Ontology annotation, molecular function: protein binding; calcium channel activity; calcium ion binding. NCBI's taxonomy places the organism in Eukaryota, Metazoa, Cnidaria, Hydrozoa, Anthoathecata, Hydridae. Gene Ontology annotation, cellular component: membrane.
GAAGCACAUCAAGUCUGUAAUAGAAUUUUAAAAUAAAAGAGUUUUUAAAAUAAAAGAGAUUUAAAUUGAUUAUUUUUAAGCAUUUUAAAAAAUAAGAUGAAUGGAUUGUUUUUGAUGAUCUGUUAUGCUAACUAUGUAAUAUCUCAAAAUGCGUCAGAAGAAUUUAAUUUCACUGGGCCGAUCCUGUUACAAAGCACUAAUCUACUUUAUACAUUUAUAAAUUUUUAUGAAGAGUACGUAGUUUCAUUUGAAAUAAAUCCAAUUUCAAUUUAUCGAUCAUUAUAUGGAAAUGUAAUCCAUCUGACAGCUAACGGAGAUUAUAUAAAUUAUGGAGAUAGAAACCCAGCUGUUUUUUUUUGUCCAGUAGUACCACAACAAGGAUUAUUUAGUGUUUCUACUUCAAUUAAUGGGUCAGUACAAAAUUUUUAUACAAAGUCUCUUCCAUUAAAUCAAUGGAGUUUAGUAGAGAUAUUGCAGGAGUUUGUUGAUUCAAAUUUUGUAUACAGCAUUAGUAUAAAUAAAACAAAAAUUUACUCCUCAGUAAAUAACCAAACUAUUCAACUAUCGAAUGUUAAGCUGUAUGCUUCUAAUCCUUGGCAUAAUGCUCAAAAUGGCUAUAUUAGAAAUUUAUACGUGUUCACUAGCAAAACGGACCCACUGACAGUUAUUCCUUCUACUCAAUUUUCAACUGAUCCAGUGACGAUCCUUCCUUCUACUCAAUAUCCAACUGUUGUAUCUGGUUGUACAAAUGAUAGUUCUACAGACUUUCAAUUAACAGCAACUGGUUACCUGGUUGAAAAUAUAUUCUUUUGUGUUUCGGUUUGCAAUUCUUUUAAACCACCAGGAGUCUUUCGUUAUGCAUUUUUUCUUGAAGGAGAGUUUUGUUUCUGCAGAAAUGCAUCUCUUCCAGAGUUGGAUAUUACUAAGUUUAACAGUCCUUGUGUUAAAAGUACAUGCUUAAGUAAUAACAAUAGUUUGGAUUGUUUUCUUAGUAGCUAUGAUGUAAUGUUGCUCUCAUCAGGUAUUGUUGAAUGGAGUGUAACUUAUAAUCCAGCCAAUGUAGUUGUUGGUAACGAAGUUCAAAUAAAAGCCAAUAUAUUAGGAGAUGAUGCAUCAAGUGCAUUCAUGAGACCUAUACCUAGUGAUAUAUCAUCAGUUGUUCAAAUUGUCAACAGUACAACAAUGAAAACACAUUUUUACUUACCUGGCUUACAGGAGUGGUGUGCUGAAAUAGGAAAUGACUUUACAGAACCAUUUACUGCAGUUAGUUGGAUUCAAGUUAGUGAAUAUAUUGAUGGUAUCCAAAUGAUUCCAGCUACAGUUCAGACCAAUGGUGUUAGUUUUUUGAUUAUAACAGAAGGCACAAACAUUAGUGUUUCCUUAUCAAUUCAAAUGGCUCAAAAUAUAAACUUUUCUGCUGAUAUUAUUCAAUUAAUGUUUGGAUCAUCUUUUCUUUAUAACAAAUCUUUACAAGUUUGUUCUCUCUCACAUGGUUUCACUUUAAAACAAAUUUUAGUAUCUGGUCGCUUCAGCAAAGUGAAGUUAAAUAGUGUUUCUAAAGGAUAUAUACAUAUUGCAAUAUUGCGACCAUUAUGCAAAAGCAGUACAGAUAUUUGUCCAUCUUCAUUUCAUUGUACUAAUACUUGCUUUCGAAAAAUGUUAUUGGAAGCUUCAAAUUCUUCAACAAUAACUGCAUUGGUUGUAUAUAGAUUUGUUUUUCUACUAAAUGAUACUGGAGUUAUUGAGAUACCAAUUCGAAACAAGUUUAAUGAAAUUUUAGAUAAUGAUAUGAUUUGGAUUGGUGGAAAUACAAGUUUACUUUGUAAUGAAACGGUAUCAAAAUCAAUUCAAGACUUGGGAGCAAUGAUUGCGAAUACUGUUACAUUCUUAGCCAAUACAAUUAGUAACAUUGAUUUUUUUAUAUCAAUUUUUAUCUCAAAACCAUUUGAGUAUUUAGUUCCAUUACCUUCAAGUUCUGGAUUAUUCAACAUAACUGUUAAUGCUUCUAAUAACAUUCCUUCAUUUCAGCAAUUUACUUUUUCUUUAAACAACCAGAUUCCUGUUAGCAAUUUAAAUUUUGCGGAUAUGAAGCCAUUUUCUAAUUUUAUAGCUGGAUAUAAGGUUGAUAGUUGGAUACCUUUUAAAGCUGUUAUAGACAAUGGAACAGAUGUUAUAUACAUGUUCAAUAUUCCAAAACUAAAUUUUACUGCAAUUGUUUCAAAUGGUGAAGUUAGUUUUAAGCCAGUUUCUUCAGGUGUUUUCACUGUGUAUUUGACAGCUGGAAACAAGUUAAACACUCUAAACACUUCAAUUGAUAUUGCAGUUUUGUCUGAAAUAAAUGGCCUAAGUUUGGCUGUUGAUAAAAGUUUAACAAAAGAUGUUGCUUUUAUCACAAAUGUUACAAUAUUUAAUGGCACCAAUGUACUGUUGGUUGUUGAUUUUGGUGAUGGAUCACCUGUUAUAAAGAAAGAAAAUAUUGAUGCUACUGGUGUGAAUGGAUUGUUUUUCCCUAUUGCAUAUAAAUAUUCUGUCUGCAGAGUGUUUACAAUCAAUGUUUUUGUAGGAAACACUUUUGCAAAUGGUUUCAAAACAGUCAAUAAAUCACUAUCAAAGUCCACAAGUGUCACAGUUUUUUGCCCUUUGUCUCCUUUAAAUAUUUCAACAAUGCCCAUUAAUUCAAGUAAUGGAAAUGUUCUAUUGUCUCUCAACAAAACUAUCAUCAUUAACGUGCAUCAGUAUUCAGGUUCAUAUAUGUUAUACUCAAUUGAUUGGGGAGAUGGUGAUUCUAUUCUUAACAAUCAGACCAUGAAUGUAAGUCCUGUUUCAUUUCAAGUACAGCAUAUGUACAAAACUGAAAAUACAUAUAAUAUCUCUAUAUCUUGUAAGAACUAUAUGCAAAGUGUGAAUUACUCAAUAAUGGUUUUAGUUAAAAAUUGUUCAGCACCAGAAAUUACUUUUUAUUAUGGAACAUUUUUAAAUCCAAUGAUCAUUAUGCAAAGUAUCGGGGCAGAUUUAACUGCGAUUAUUGAUAAUGCUAAUUCAUUUUGUAUAAACAAAAAUUAUAGUUUUAAAUGGAAUCUUACAAAUUAUUCAGCAAAACCUAUAAUAGCACAAGAUGCCAUAUCGAUAGAGACUCUUUCUCAACAAACAAUUACUUUUAGAAUAAAAAAAAAAGCGCUUUCUGUUGGUCUUUACAUCUUUUCAGUAGUAUUUAACUAUGGUGUUGACACUUUUGUUUAUAACGCAUUUUUAAAUGUGGUUUUCUCAUCGCUGUACAUAGAUAUUGAAAAUGGACUUUUUAAUUCUAUUGCAUACAAAAAGAAAAUUGGAAAUGAAAGUUUUCACCAAAAUUUUACGAUAAGCGCAAUGUCCAGUUAUGAUCCUGAUGAUCCAAGUGCUGAAAUACAAAAUAUCACUUUUAAAUGGAGAUGCAAAAUAGCCAAAAAUUUUUCAUAUGCCAUAGAACUUAUGGAAAAUUUCACACUUCUGAAUUUAACAUAUCAAAGUGAUACAUGUUUUAGUCAACACUGGUAUAAUAUUCUAUCUUUAAAUCCAUAUAUAAAUUAUAGUACACUACAGUUUCUAGAAGGUAUAAGUUAUCAUUUUGAAGUUUGUGGGACUAAGUAUGCAGGGAAAGAUUUAGAUUCAAAUGACAUAAACAAGACAAGUUGUUUCAUUCAAGAACUUCUCAUUUUGGCUGCUGAUCUUCCAGCUGUUACUGUGAGAUGCAUAUCUAAUUGUGAAUCAAAACUUAAUUUCAAAGAGCGUGUAAUAUAUGCUUUUGAUUGUGAAAAUUGUGGUUCUAAAAGAUUAAUAACUCAGUGGAGCAUAACAGAUGACAAUAAUAUUGUUCCACCUGAAAUCAAAUUGUCAAUAAAUGCAACAACAACAGGUUUCUUGAAUCCAAGCCUUGUAAUCAAUAAAGAUAUUCUUCUUGAAUCAAAAAACUACACUUUUACUUUAAUUGUUGGUUUUGCUGAUUCUUUAAAAAGAACAAAGUUUGAGUUUACAAAGGUGACAUGUUCUAAGCCAACGCCAGGAUACUGUGUAAUUAAUCCAACAGAAGGCUAUGCUCUUGAAACAAAGUUUGUAAUACUUUGUUUUGAUUGGAGUGAUUCAGAUCAGUUGCUAAGCUACAGGUUUUAUUAUGAUAAUAGUCAGUCACAAUUUAUGCUCAUGAGUAGUACAACAACAGUUGAUUAUCCUUUAUUAAAUGCAGCAUCUACUUACCAACCCAGUUUUUUUUACUUUAUGAUGGGGCCUGGUAAUGAAAACAAUGGUUACAAUAUUAAAAUUAUAAUAAAAGUUAGUGGUAAAUACAGAGCAUACACAGAAUACAAUAUUUACAUUAAGGUUUAUUCAAGUAACAAACCUUUGAACAUAAAAGAAUUGAUAAGUGGUAUAAAUUUGAAUGAUACACAAAGUGUUGCUCAUCUUGUUCAAGCAGUUAGUUCUACCGCAAACAAAAUGUCAACAAAUUAUUCAGUUAACCCACCACUACUUAUAAAUGAUUACACUGGUAUGGCUGAAAAUGUUUUAAAUCAAGAACAAAAGAUAUCUCAAAUGCAGAAUAUUCGUACAAAAAUGGUUAAUUUGCUGAACAAUGUUGCCAUUAGUGAUUUAAAUUCUUUCAAAGUUGUAGCAGACGCUUUAGCUUUAACUUCACAAUAUCCAGUCGAGUUGGAUUUUCAAACACAGAACGAUGCAUCAAAUGUUGUUAUAAAGUUAGCUAAAUCUUUUACCAAAGAAAAUCUGAAAGGUUUUGGAGCAGACAUUUUUGAUACAAUGACUCAAUCAUUUGUAAAAUCAAUAUCCAACUUAUUCCAGGCUAGUAUAAACAAUAUAACUGCAGAUUAUUCAAAUUAUCCUAAAUCUUCUGUACAAACAACUAUAAAUUUAGAAAAUCAAAAAAUGGUAUCUAACUUGUUACAAUCUAUGGAAAACUAUUUCUUCGCUGUACAAUUUUACAAAGUUUCAGGAGAAAAUUCAACUGUCGGUCAAACAAAUCAGUUUACCUUUGAGCUAAAAAAAAAAAUUUUAAGUACUUUGAGCAACAAUUCAAUAGGUUCAUUUGCAAAGAGUGGAGUUGCAGUUAGUUCAGAAAUGCAAGUUAAAAAUUAUGAAUAUGGCUUUACACUACCAGAUUCCACAGACAUGUUUAAUGAAUCAAUUCAAAAUAUACAAGUUUUAGUCAAUAACCUCAGAAUGAAAAUCAUGGUUUACACAUGGGACACUAAUCGCUCCCAAAACAUCCUUUCUGAAACACAAAGUCUUACAUUUUAUAACCUUAAUGGUCUUUCAAUACAAGUGAAAAACACCUCAAAACCAAUCAACAUUGCCAUAAAAAACAUUCCAGAAAAAAUGAAUGGGACGAAUAUAUCUUUAUCGAUUCCUAACAAUAUAUAUCAAGUUAAGCUAUUUUUGAAAUCAGAUUGUAACAUGCUCCUAAAGUUUUUGUUUAAAAAUGAUGAAAAUAAUUCAACCAAUCUUAUUGUUUACAUUCAGUAUGGAAAAAUUGCAACAAAACUUGAUUAUGAUAUUAUGCUGAAUGUUUCCAAUAACCAUGGCAUUUUUAUGACAAAAAAUAGCUUACCUGUUUCAAAUACAAAUCUUGGUGAUACUGGAAAAGAAGCAAAAAACAAUUUUUCAGGAGUUUUACAGAGAAAUCAAGAUGUUAUUCUUUUUAAUGACAGUUCAUUAAUAUUGUGGAAUUUCCUGGAGUCAACAUAUGCUUUUCUAAACAAAACUGAGUUGCAUUUAUCUUUUUUAUAUGUUGGACCGAUGCCUGAUAAAAAAUUAGAUGUCAAUCCAUACACUUUUGAUGAAGCAGAAUCUGCUGGGACGUUUGACUAUGAAAUAAAAUCAUUUUGUGCUGAAUGUAACUACUGGAGUGAAGAUACUAAUAGAUGGAUGUCUGAUGGGUGUAAGCUUGAUGUAGCAAACACAAGUUUUUCCAUCACAAAGUGUAAAUGUACUCAUUUAACUGCAUUUGGUGGAUUUUUUGUUGCCCCAAACCCUCUAUUUAUGCCCACCUUUGCUUUGUUCAAAAAGGGGUAUGCUCUAACUGUAACUGUUGCAGUUGUCAUUCUCCUGUGGCUCGUUGGGUUGGUACUCUGCAGAAGAAUGGAUAAAAAAGAUCUUAAUAAGGUUGGUGUUUGUCCACUUCUUGAUAAUCAAUAUGGUGAUACUUAUCUAUACCAAAUAAUAGUAAAUACAGGUAGUCGAAGAAAUGCUGGCACAAAGUCUAACAUAUUUUUUACUGUUGUUGGUGACCUUAAUGACAGUGGAGUGAGACGUCUAAGAGAUGCUGAAAGAGAAUGUUUUCAAAGGGCAAGUUGUGAUGUUUUUAUAAUGACUACCCAUAAUUCUCUUGGUGAAUUAGAUUUUAUUAGACUGUGGCAUGACAAUAGUGGUGGAGGUUGGUAUGUAAAAAAUAUAAUAAUCAAUGAUCUUCAAAUUAAAAAACAAUUUGUUUUUAUUGGACGCCGGUGGAUUGCUGCAGAUUGUGGCCCUUGUACAUUAGAUUGCGUAAUACCAGUAGCAUCAGUGGACGAACAAAAAAACUUUACUUAUGUUUUUAUAUCUAAAGCAGAACAAAAUCUUUUUGAUGAACAUUUAUGGUUUUCAAUCUUUGCUCGGCUACCUAAAAAUACUUUUACCAGGUGUCAAAGAUUAUCUGUUGCUAUUUCUUUGAUUAUGACUUCAAUGAUGGUAAGUGCAAUGUACUACACUCGUGUGAAUAAAGAAAAACCUGAAGAUGAAAAUAAGGGUACAUUUUCCUUAUCAAAGACACAAAUUUUUGUGGUUUUUCUUUCCACUUGCAUAAAGAUACCUAUCCAUUUAAUUCUAUUAAAGUUUUUUCGUUUAAAAAAACCACUUCGAAGUUUAAUUCAACACCAUUUAACUGAUAUUUCACUUGAUAGAGAAAAUUAUUUGGAACAAAGUCCAUCCAAAUCUCUACCUGAGAACUUCAAUUCAACCCCAAAUUCAACAAGCGUUGUUAUUGAAAAAGCAAACCCUUCCUUAAUUAUAAAAAAAAAUUAUUUAUUGAAUUGGUGUUUAUACAUAGCAUGGAUUAUUUGUGUUGGAAAUAUUUUUAUAUGUGGUUUAGUUGUUUUGUGGUAUGGAAUGUCCUUUGGAAAUAGUAAAUCAUUAAACUGGUUAGCAGUCAUAACAAUAGAUUUUGCUAAAGAGAUUUUUUUAACUGACCCAAUCAAAAUAUUUAUUAUGGCAAUUUUUUUCGCCCUUAUUGUAAAAAAAAUUAAUGAAGAAAGUGAUGUUGAAAAGCAAGGAGUAUUAUUAGUUCAAGAUAAAAGUUGGCUCAACAAAUUAAAAGGUGUGCCAACUAUUUUUGAAAGGAAAGAUAUUGAACUGCAACCACUUAAUUCUACUAAAGUACAAGAAAUGCAAGAAAAAAGAUUUAAGGAACUGAAAAUGCAUGCUUUAACAAAUGAGAUUGUUUUGUACACAAUAUAUGCUGUUUUAGUGAUGUUAAUUGGCUACAUGACACGUGAAAAUGUUGCUUAUAAUCAAACUCGGAAUGUUCAAGAACUCUUCAAUCUUACCCCAAGAGGAAUUCCAUGGCCAAGAGAGUAUAGUAAAAUUUAUGGCAAGAUACAAUCAUCUCAAGAUAUAUGGUUGUGGUUAGAGGAAUUUUUUUUGGUACAAGUCUACCCAGUACCUUGGUAUAAUUUGAGUGAUGCAUAUGCAAAUAAGAAUAAGAAAGACUUUCCUGGAAAACUGUUUUUAAAUGAUCUUACUUCAAAAAUUGUGAAUGGAAUACGAAUUCGACAAAUUCGCGUGAAGCCUAAUACCUGUAUAAAAGCCAACUCUGUUGCUGAUUUUACAAUAGACUGUUUGUCUCCAUAUAAAACAUCUCUUGAAGAAACAAGAGAUUUUGAUUUAAAUUGGACAAUACCAAAACAUUAUAACUCACCUAUAUAUCCUUCAACUAUGCCAUGGAGAUAUCAAACAUGGCAAGAACUUGAUGGGUAUCCAUAUACAGCAAAUUUAGACACUUACUAUGGUGGAGGUUAUGUUAUAGAAAUCUAUCCUAAAUGGAAAAACAAGGCUAUACUGGAACAAGUAAAAAAAUCAAGAUGGAUUGAUAGACAAACCCGAGCUGUAAUAAUAGAGUUUGCUUUGUUUAAUGCUGCUACCAAUUAUUUUAGCAUGGUCACAAUGGCCUUGGAAUUUCCUGCCUCUGGUGGAGUUAUCCCUAAUUUUUCUGUUCUAACAUUUAAGUUGUAUGCAUCAGUAACUGGAUCAAAAGUUAUAUUAGGUUCUUAUUUUCUUUUUAUUUUAAUAACAAUUUUGUUUGCCAUUCGAGAAUGUCGUUAUCUUUAUCAAACUGGUCCUAAAUAUUUUCUUGAGUUUUGGAACUUGGUUGAAGUUGCAUUGAUAAAUUUAUCAAUUAUUGCAGUUGUAUUUUUUUUUUAUAAAGGGCAUUUAGCCAAGAUGUUGUUGCAACGGAUUCCGCAAAAGAAACCGAAUAAGUUUAUCAACUUCCAGUUUGCUUCUUACUGGGAUCUGGCAUAUAUAUACAUUGUAUCACUCAUUGUAUUUUUUGUAACUUUAAAGUUCAUUAAACUUUUGCGAUUCAAUUGUCGAAUGUUGAUGUUAUCUUCUACUUUAAAGAAUGCAUGGUAUCCUUUGACUAUGUUUGGAAUAAUAUUUUUCAUUAUAUUGUGCUCAGUUGUGUCAACAUCUAGCAUUGUUUUUGGUUCAUUGCUGUAUGGAUAUCAAAAUUACUUCAAAACAUUAGCUUCUAUAAUAUCAUUAUUGUUGGGAAAAUUUAGUUACAGUCAGUUUGAAAAUGCCAAUAACGUUCUUGGGCCAAGCUUUUUUUUUGGAUUUAAUUUCAUUGUUAUAUGGAUUGUUAUGAACAUUUUUAUUUCAAUAUUAAAUGAUGCUUUUGCUGAAGUUUGUGCAGAUUUCCAGUUUCAGACUAAUGAAUAUGAAAUGAUUAAUUUUAUAAUUGUUAAUUUAAAAGAACUGUUUGGAUGGAAUCCUUCUAAGAAAAGUGUGGAUAUAACUACAAAUCAAAAAGUAGGACUUAGAGAGGAUAGCAGUAUGGAUUGUAUGGGAUUGCUUAGAAAAUCAAAAUUACAUCAGUUCACUGAACUUAAUCAAGAAAAACCAAUCAUUAAUCAAAUUUUGAAACUGUCAAAUUACGAAAAUUUAUCGAAAAAAGAUAUAGAUAUUGUCGAACACGAAUCAUUAUAUAAGUUUGUCAAUUGUAUGAGUGCUGUAUACGAAUCAAGUUUUGCUUUGGAAAAAAAAGGAAACAAAGUUGUUGAGUAGACGAAGAUGAAAAGAAGCAAAGUUGUUGAGAAGGAGAAGUUGAAAAGAUUACUUAAAGCAUACUUCAAAACAACAACAAAAAAUAACAAUGUUUUAACAAGAAAUUUGGUUAAUUUUUUUUGUUUUUGAUUACGUGUAUAAUUUUUUUUUUGAUUCACUUUGUUGUUUUUUUUAAGUAUCUUUUUUCUUUAUUUAUUUUAUAUGUGUACAUAGUUCCACUAUUUGCUAUUCUCGUAAGCUUGGUGUUUUUAUUACAAUUAUUAAAUUUUUAUUGUAAAUACAGUAGCAACUAUUAGACCAGAUUCUGGCGGUUUACAUAAAAAUUGACAAUUUAUUUUAAAUGUAAAUAAUAAUGUAUUUAAAAAAAAAAUUAUAGCACAAA